AUGCAGCUCGCACAUCAACUCAUAUUAAUGGACUCUACAAUUAACUUCCCAACUCCACAACGGUCUUACUUCACACAGUCCUUAAACACCUUCAACUUCUCGUCGGCCCCAAACCCUAUACCGUCACCUCUUAAGAACUUGAGUCCAACUCUAGACAUCAACACUAACUGUUUCUUAGUACAAACACCACAAAACACUGGAACUCCAAUGGAAGAAGAUGACAUUGAAAAUGAUCAAGUAUUCGAUUUGGACGAUGAAGAAGAACUCAGUGAUGAUAGUGAGAGUUGUGAAAAUACUGAAACAAAUUAUUUGGCACAACAAAUAGUCGACACUAUGAACAACAUUACACGGCAAUCAGAAGAAACAAACAAAAUGCUGAAAAACAUUGUCAGUCUCAAUUCACCAACACAGAUCUGA
Messenger RNA from Entamoeba invadens IP1, 417 nucleotides. RefSeq lists its product as hypothetical. The record is from RefSeq and is a predicted model, not a curated record. The transcript has a single exon. NCBI's taxonomy places the organism in Eukaryota, Evosea, Mastigamoebida, Endamoebidae. The coding region runs from base 1 to 417 and encodes 138 amino acids.